Lithohypha guttulata is the source of this 1278-nucleotide messenger RNA. RefSeq lists its product as uncharacterized. Gene Ontology annotation, cellular component: membrane. Gene Ontology annotation, biological process: transmembrane transport. The record is from RefSeq and is a predicted model, not a curated record. Lineage: Eukaryota; Fungi; Ascomycota; Eurotiomycetes; Chaetothyriales; Trichomeriaceae. Gene Ontology annotation, molecular function: transmembrane transporter activity. The transcript has 2 exons. Bases 1 to 1278 code for a protein of 425 amino acids.
AUGGCCAAGGAUACCGCCAUUACCACUCGCGCAACGAGUGUCGAUUUCGGCACCGGCGGCAUGGGCUCCUCCUCAAACUCAUCCUCCCCAACCCACGCCUUCGACCAUGCGCCAGCCGAAGUCGUCGAUGCGCACGACCGACGAGCUUCGGAUCGUCGUGUGAACAAGAAGUUGACCUGGGGUGAAAAGUUUACAUACUUCAAGACGAAAGAGUUUUGGUCGAUCCUUGCGCUUGGCCAGAUUCUGGCGAUUGCUGUUACGGGCACGAACACCUUGUCGACAUUCUUGGUCAUUGAGGGGACGAGUAUCCCGGCGUUUCAGAGUCUGUUCAACUAUGUGUUGCUGAGUGCAACUUAUGGCAGCUAUACAGUGUAUAAGUAUGGGUUCAAGGGGUAUGGGAAGCUGUUGCUUAAGGAUGGGUGGAAGUACCUGAUCCUCUCCUUCUUCGACGUAGAAGGAAAUUACUUCACCGUCCUCGCCUACCGAUACACCACCAUCCUCUCAGCCCAACUCAUCAACUUCUGGGCCAUCGUUAUCGUCGUCACAAUCUCUUACUUCUUCCUCAAAGUACGCUACCACUGGGCUCAGAUCCUAGGUAUCUUCAUAUGCAUCGGCGGCAUGGGCAUCCUCCUCGCCUCAGACCAUAUCCAAGGCGUCAACGGCGGCGAUAUCCCCCGCAGCAGCCAGCUCAAGGGUGACCUCUUCGCCCUCGUCGGUGCAACCUGCUACGGUCUCAGCAACGUCUAUGAGGAGUGGUUCGUCUCCGGCCGCCCUCUCUACGAGGUCAUUGGCCAGCUUGGCUUCUGGGGCAUAAUCAUCAACGGUGUCCAGGCGGCUAUCUUCGAUCGAAGCUCCUUCCGCACCGCGACUUGGAACAGCAAGGUUGGCGCCUAUCUGACCGGGUAUACCCUCAUUCUCUCGCUCUUCUACACCCUCGUUCCGAUCCUGUACCGCCUCGCCUCCGCCGCAUUUUUCAACAUCUCGUUAUUGACGGGAAAUUUCUGGGGUGUAAUUAUCGGAACCGCGGUGUUUGGGUAUACAGUGCAUUGGAUGUACCCUAUUGCGUUUGCGCUGAUCAUGGUUGGGCAUUUUGUCUAUUUUCUUGGUAAGGGCGUGCUUGGAGAGGCGAAGAAGGCGUGGCUCGGGGAGCAGCAGGAGCGUGGGCAUAGUGGAUUGUUUACUGCGAGGAGGAAGAUUGAGAAGGAGCAGGUUUCUAUGGAGGCGCCUGCGGCAGGGACUGGAAGGGGUGAAGGGCAUGAGGGUGCUGGUAUCGUUUGA